CCCCUCCGCGCGCAAAUGUAUUGCCGUGCGCAAAUCUUGAGCGCCGCGGUGUGCGAGAGUGGGGCGGGCCCGCGAGCAGUUCCGUGCAGUGUCCCGCUGCCGACCGGACCGCAGCGCCGCGCUCAGAGCGCCAGGACCCGCGAGGACCCACGUCACGGCUAACAAGGGAUGGCGUCCGACACGAUGGUGCAGCUCCAGCAGCAGGGCGCGCUGGAGGGCGUGACGGAGCAGGCCCAGCUGGAGGAGCUCGACCUCGCCUUCUACCAGGGGACGCUGCGGAAGGCCGAGGGCGACGGCGACCUGCGCCUGCACGGGCUGGACGUGCGUCCAGGGUGCAAGGUGGGGGACAACUUCUCGAGCAUCGUGACGAGGAACACCGCCCGGGGCGUGCGCGGCAACGGGACCGGCUUCCAGCGCAGCGUGAUUGUGAAGCGCGCGCCGGACCGCGACAGAUUCCGCUGCCUGGCGGCGUUCGCCAAGGAGACGGAGGCGUACUCGGUUCUGGUGCCCGCGCUGGCGCGCGCUGUCUCCUGGAGCCGUCUGCCGCUGCCGCGCUGCCUGCACGCCUCCGAGACCGAGCGGCCGGACCACAUUGUCCUGGAGGACCUGGCCGCCGAAGGGUUCGCGAUGCCGCCCCGCGGCCGUGAGCUGGAUCAGGCACACGCCGCGCUCGUGCUCCGUGCACUGGGCCGCUUCCACGGCGCCUCCCUCGCGCUGCGCUACGCCGACCCCGCCACCUUCCACCGGCUGCGCGCCGACACGGCCGAGCUCAUCUUCUUCCCCGAGGCCGAGGCCGUGUUUUCGUCCACCCUGGGUGCCGCCGCUUCCCUGGCCGUGCUCAGCCUCAAGCGCUCGGGCCGCGCCGACCUCGGCCGACGGCUUACCGCGCGCGCCGCCGCGCCGGGCAUCUUCCGGGAGAUGUGCGACGCCGUGCUGCCACCCACGGACGAUGGAGAGGUGCCGGCCGUGUUCACGCACGGUGACUGCUGGGCCAACAACCUGCUCUUCAGAUACAAGGACGGGCAUCCGUGCGAGACCAAGCUCAUCGACCUGGCGGGCAUCCGCUGCUCGUCGCCCGCCCUGGACCUGCUACACUUCUUGUACACGAGUGUGUCGAGGGAAGUGCGUACCGUGCAUCGCCAACAACUUCUGGACGAGUAUCUUGACUCGCUGCGUGAGACGCUGCAGGAGACGGCCGGAACGAACCCAGCUGUUGACCAGCACACAACGAGCACGAUCGUGGCGACAGGUAUUCCCUUGACCAGGGCACAGCUGGAAGUGGAAAUGCGGAGGCGCGCGCCGUUCGGCCUUUGGAUGGGGCUGUGGAUGCUGCCCGCCAUCUUCUUCAGCCCCAGCCUUCUGCCCAAGGGUCCGGGGCCGGUCGACUACUACUCGCAGGCGACGCAGGCGCACCUGUGUGCCGCCCUGCCCAAGGAGUUUCACCAACGCGUACUUCACCUGGUAGAAGAGCACGCAGAGAUCGGCGCCCUCGAGAACGAAUCCAGGGAAGCCUGAACGCCUUAUCCCCGACAAAUCUGCAUGGAAACGGGAGGUUUUGGUUUUAGUCGGAGUAUGCAAUUGAGUGAGUGACGAAAGCUCCACCCAAAGCAGCCAUCUAUUGAUAGAUACUAGUCAUGUUGGCGUUACUGUAUUAGUGGAUUCUAAUAGCAUGACUAGACUUGUAAAAUUGUAAAAAUUAUUCGUCUCAUUUAAAAAGGGACCUUUUUCACAAAGUGUAAGCGAGAAUUGGUCUCGCAACGUUUACCAAGUUACCAUUUGAAUUCGUAAAGUUACGCAUCUCAAAACGUGUAUUGUAUUUUCCUAUGGGAACUAUUCAGUUACCAUUUUGAAUAGUCAAAUAGGAUUCGCAACUUUAAAGUUUGUACAUAUUUCUCAGAGCAGCUGAGACAGCUCAAAACUUUUUCGUACGUACACACCAAAUUUUUCUGAACUUUUCGAUUGAUGGCUGACUGUUAACAUGCUCACCCUACGGAUUGUUUAUUACGCACGUAUGAACAAUUUCUGAACGAAUCUGUUAGGGUCGUUUAUACUAGCCAUUUCAUACAGGGGCACGAGCGUAACGGGGGUCUGCCCUACCACUUGUUACGUGCCCAUGCCCACGCAUCGGCACUGUGUUGGGAGCUCUACCUGAAUCAGAUUUCCAGGGAGAAAAACACACAAAAUAUUUUUUUUUAAUAUUUGUACAGUCACCAAUCUUUCUGGUGGUCAACGGAUAUUUCUGUGGGGCGCAUAUUAAUGCAACCACACCGAGAACAUAGUUUCAGUAAGGUACCGGAUGGUCAAAGCGAUCACCUCAGUCCUCAGUGUUCCGGGUUUGCAUACCGUCCCGUACAACAAAACAGCCGAUGAUCAACGUACGAUAACUCCUAUAUGCACAACAGCUGAGUUUUCUUAGUUUUAUUUACAUUGGGAUUUUUUUUCAUUAGUGCUUCGUUUCGCAGAUAACACAGAGUGUUAACGUUUGUUUCUUACUGGCGUAUUAAAAAUAUGCAGUCUGAGCAUGUACCAGGACCAGUUGGCUGGCUCACGCCUCGCACUUUUGUAGUUACACUCUGUACCGCAUGCACGGGUGCGAGCGGGUUUGCCUAUCCUCUCUGCCCAUGGCUCCUUACGGCCCCGUGCGAGUAGGUAACCCACCCGCACGCGUGCAUGCUGUACAGUAUACUUAUUUAAGUGCGCGGCGUGAGUCUGCUACCUAGAAGAAAUCAGUAAGCCAUGAAAUAAUGAAUUAAAAAGUUCAUAAGAUUGUAAUCAUUUUAGUGGGUAUACACUUAUGAUGUGUAUACUUUUGUAUCCCGUGAAGAAAAUCAUCAGAGUUCUUGCUGGUUCAUUACAAUAUAGGUGAAUUUGCAGACAUAUGCAGACAUACCCCGCUUGCCCCCCUGUUUAACAAAUCCUCUUAAAACUACAAUUUUUUACUGCUGUAUAGCCUGAAAACUGGGAAUUAAACGAAUAGCAGUGGAAUCAACCAAUGCCACCUCGAAGUUCGUUGUUCCGAUUCGGCAAGAAAGCAAUGCUCUCGCAUUUAUCAUUACGGCGGCAUUAAAUACAGUAAUGUAACACAAGCCGAUCGCCAUCACUCCCGGCGCGCCCUUCGCCUUUCACGCCCUGCCAGGGUUAUCGCGGCGACGAGAGGAUGAAUCGUUGCCAACAUUUUCUUCAAGUUUGGUACAAGUUAAACAGUGUCAACAAUGCUGUAAAAAAAGGACCAAAGUCCAUGCAAGAAACAAAAUUCGAAGCCCAGUUACUUUUAUAGCACUGGGGCAAAACUUUUAUUUGUAUAGACUCAGCAUUUUUUUCACUGCGUAGAGUGCAGUUCUCUUCAGCCUUUCAUAGGACUAGGAAAAGUUCUUAUCUUUUCUCGUCGAGAAUGUACAUUCUUUCAGUACUUGCAUUAUUCCGGGAGAGCUGGGCGCCUGCGAUACUCAGGGUAGCCCAUCCCGCAGUACACGCAUACACUGCAGGCAAGAUUUUGCCUACCUAUCAGGCGCUAUGAGAGCUUGGAUUGGCUAUACUUGGCUGUUUUUUUGUUUUUGUUUUGUUUUUUAUGAAUCCACGACAAUACGGGAAUUUAAGUUACAGAAUUAGUGUAUUUCUGAGCAAAACAUUCAUAUUGAGUUUUAUGUAUUCCUUGUUUUUGCACGGCUUGACUUCCCUAAGUGAUAAUUGCCCGUUUUCUUUAUGAAAUCCCAAGAAUUUCUUGGGAUUUCAUAAAGAAAACGGGCAAAUUUUUUCCUAUGUAACACGACACGUGAUGACCAGUUUGUGUACACUUAAACGACCUACGAUCCGGAGGAGUCCUUGCACUUGUUUGGAAAACGGGAGUCGGCGAAAAUAAUAAAUCCUGAGUGAUCUCGAAAAA
Messenger RNA from Frankliniella occidentalis (western flower thrips), 3883 nucleotides. RefSeq lists its product as uncharacterized. The coding region runs from base 169 to 1515 and encodes 448 amino acids. NCBI's taxonomy places the organism in Eukaryota, Metazoa, Arthropoda, Insecta, Thysanoptera, Thripidae. The transcript is spliced from 5 exons. The record is from RefSeq and is a predicted model, not a curated record.